CUUUAUCUUUUUCAGUUUUAGCACAGAGAGGGUUCUUUAAGCAGGAAGAAUUCAUCAACUAUCUGAAAUACUUACAGUAUUGGAAAGAGCCAAAAUAUGCAAAAUUCCUAAAGUAUCCCCAGUGCCUGCACUUCCUUGAGCUGCUGCAGUAUGAAUAUUUCAGGAAGGAGCUAGUUAACUCUCAGUGUGCUAAGUUUAUUGACGACCAGCAGUUGCUGCACUGGCAGCACUACCAGAGGAAGCGUAUGAGUCUGCUACAGGCGGAGUUGGAACAGCAGCAGGCAACACAACAGGCGGCACAGACGACACCCACCACAACACAACACAAGGACAAGUCAAGCUAGUGUUUUACAACUUGACCAAAUGUGUUUUACUGUAUCUUGUUCAGGACUAUUCAAGUAAAAUAUCUUCUCAACGAGAGAACUCAAGGUUUCUUAACAAGAACCAUCAACAGAAGUUAUUUUAACCAAACAAUGCCAUAUGAUGAAUUCUUUCUCCAGUACCCAACGUGUAUUGAACUUUCUUACUUCUGUAGUGCUCUUGUCAUUAAUUUAACAUUUUAUACAUUAAUUUAACAUUUUAUACAUUUAUGAGGUUUCUCUUUAAUAUUUGUAGACAGGUUAACACUCAAUGUGGUACAUGGGAAAUACUGAAUGGCCUGAUUGCAAACCUGUUGAAAUUCCAAGUGUAGUACACAUUGAGUAAUGCUGUAGUGUGUAUUUAAGGGCAGUUUGCAAACUUCUUAAAAUUUUGCAAAAAUAAGCUGUAUAAUUAUGUUCAUGAAAAAUGAUGAAAGUGUACCACAAUGUGCUGUUACUUCAAUGUAGUAAAUUUAUGUUGAAAGGGAAUUUAGUAGGCUCUAUACAUUAGUUUCUUAAUGAAUUUAUAGAAUAUUGAUGUUUUCAUACUAAUUGAAAUAGUAUAAACAAAGUUCCUUAUUUAAUAUGAGUAGAUUUUUCAGGAAAGAUUUUGGGAUAUAGAUAAUGUCAGCAUAUUUGAUGUGGGCAAACAAAACAAUAAAUGAAUAUAAAAAAUGAAUGAUUGAAUGAAAGAAUGAAUGAGGGAAAGAAUGAAUGAAUGAAUGAAUAAAUGUAUGUAUGUAUGAUGAAUGAAUGAAUGAAUGGAUGAAUAAUUGUGUAAAGAAUGAAUGUAAUAGAAAGUAUACAUAAAUAUUUGCAAAUAAAAUGUGGUACAAAAGUA
Molecule: messenger RNA, 1200 nt
Organism: Pecten maximus
Lineage: Eukaryota; Metazoa; Mollusca; Bivalvia; Pectinida; Pectinidae
Product: mediator of RNA polymerase II transcription subunit 31-like
Exons: 2
Biological process (GO): regulation of transcription by RNA polymerase II
Cellular component (GO): core mediator complex; mediator complex
Molecular function (GO): transcription coregulator activity
Source: RefSeq, a predicted model, not a curated record